AUGUCAUCCACCUGGAACGAGACAACCUCGAAUCACUGGCAAGGAGCAGGAGCGGCGGAGUUUGAUCUUAGAAGUGACACAAUCACCAAGCCGACAUUGCCCAUGCUGAACGCGAUUGCCCAAUCAACGCUAUCCGACGAUGUUUUCCGCGAAGACAGCACCACAAAUUCCCUUCAACAGUAUAUCGCCGGGCGCACAGGCCAUGAAAGUGCGCUAUUGGUGAUGUCGGGGACCAUGGGCAACCAAGUGGCUAUUCGAAGCCACUUGACCGAAGCCCCAUAUUCGGUUCUUUGCGAUGAUCGAGCGCAUAUCCUUCGAUCUGAAGCGGGGGGAGUCAGUGCCUGGACGGGGGCAACCGUCUAUGGGAUUAAACCCGGGAAUGGCAUGUACAUUACCCUGGAAGAGAUCCAGGGCCAUGCUAUCUUGGGAGAUAAUAUUCAUCGCUGUCCGACUAGGCUAAUCAGUUUGGAGAACACCAUUCACGGCCUUGUCAUGCCCUUAAAGGAGACUCGGCGGAUCGUCGAAUGGGCCCAUUCUCAUGGUAUGAAAGUCCACCUUGACGGGGCAAGGCUCUGGGAUGUGGUUGUAUCGGGAGCUGGGACACUGUCCGAGUAUACCAGCCUUUUUGACAGCGUGAGUCUUUGUUUCUCAAAAGGCUUAGGUGCGCCGAUCGGCAGCAUCCUCGUGGGACCAACCCGCUUUAUUGACAAGGCGCGAUGGUUCCGUAAAUCAAUUGGCGGGGGAAUCCGUCAGGCAGGGAUUAUCUCGGCAGCAGCCAGAGUUGCCGUAGAGGAAGUUUUCGGACCAGAGCCCCAUGGUGGCGGCAAGUUGAGGGAUGUCCAUGCCAAGGCUCAGAAGAUAGCAGAUAUGUGGACUAAUAGGGGCGGCAAAUUGCUGUAUCCAGUUCACACCAAUAUGGUGUGGGUUGAUAUCAAAGCGGCAGGACUCCAGCCGACGGAUUUGGCUGAUAUCGGCAGGCAGAAAGGCCUGAGGUUGUCUGAAACGAGGAUAGUGGUGCACUAUCAGAUAUCUGACGAGACGCUGCGUCGGCUCGGCGAAGUCUUUGAUCUCGCGCUCAACCGCAAGCCCUCCAAACUAUAA
Aspergillus melleus is the source of this 1101-nucleotide messenger RNA. It is a transcript of the gene Tha1, whose product is annotated as threonine aldolase family protein. Bases 1 to 1101 code for a protein of 366 amino acids. NCBI's taxonomy places the organism in Eukaryota, Fungi, Ascomycota, Eurotiomycetes, Eurotiales, Aspergillaceae. Gene Ontology annotation, biological process: L-threonine catabolic process; glycine biosynthetic process. The transcript has 3 exons. Gene Ontology annotation, cellular component: cytosol. The record is from RefSeq and is a predicted model, not a curated record. Gene Ontology annotation, molecular function: L-allo-threonine aldolase activity.